AGUUUGAUGGAAUCGAUACCCACGAAAACUCCACCAGCUGCCAUCCCUGUUCACCACACCCGUGCUACUUCAGCAGCCGUUCUGCUUCAUCAUGUGAUUUUUCACCUGCCUCCUUAUUCCGUCAUCACCGCCAUAAACCCCACCAAAAGGUCAGGAGUUUCCUCAUCGUUAUUGCCAAAAUGGGGGAGAGAACGAGCCGUAGCAGGAACUCAAAAGACGCAUUUUCUCCCCUUUCUCCCUCUGAUCGUAAAACUAUCAUUUCUGCUUCUUGCUUGUCGCUCAAAUCUGUGUUAUUGCACGAUUGGUGGCUGGUUAAGGCGGAAGACAAGGGGAUUGCUGUUGCUGGGUUUGCUUCAAGGGACAAAGGAGGACCAAGAGCCUUUACCUCUGCACCAAUAUGCAGGAGAAUUGAUGCCACCACUCUAGAGACCUCAGAUGGCAUCACAAUUCAAAUCAGUGGCUUCAUAAAUAGGUCUCAAACACAUCAAAAUGGCUUCCCAUUUAUGGUUUGCAAUAGUUUCCUGCUUGGCUUUCCAUAUCGCUGGAAAGAGUGUGUUAGUCAAUGCUGUGGUGAAGAAUCUUCUAAAAGUUCAGGCACUGAUGCAAGUACUUUCUUACCAUUGACUUUGGAUAAUCUUCCAGCAACAACGCUACGCGAUCAUGUUAUGUGCUUUCCUGAAGAUUCUGAAAAUUUUAUUUGUGAUAUCUUGGGAAAACUCAGGGACAAUGCAUUCCAAUAUGCUUCAGUGGCAGGCAAUUCAAACUUGGCAAAUGAAUGUCCAAACUCUGAAAUCGAAGAAACUUUGAGGAAUCAUAAGAAGGUGAAGACUGAUCAGAUGCACAUAGAUGAUGAUGACAGAAUCUUGGAAGCAAGAGAUGUAGUAACCAAAGUUAACCAAAGUAAAGGUGUUGUCACAAGAAGUAUGUCGAGAUCAAGGAAUCUUAGAAGCAACAUUGAGGGUGAAACUAGUGCUCAGCUUUCAACAUCAGCAGCCAAAAAGAACGAAUCAGCAGGAGUUGUAUGUGCACUGCAUGCGAGUUCCACACAAGUAUUACCUUGACAGGAUGAGAAAGUUGCUGAAGUUCCUGAUACAUCUACAAUCAGAAGGUCUGGUAGGCUGAAGAACCAUAUGCUGGUAUGGAUAAUUGAUUGCCAAAAACUCAAAAAUAGCAAAGUCUACCAGUUCUAAUGGAUUUUUUUUCAUGUAAAAGUCUAAUGCUAGUAUCAAUAUUAUGUAUGACAACCAAAAUACUUGAAUUCUAUAACAUUGGUACAUUACUUUGGUCA
This is a messenger RNA of Hevea brasiliensis (rubber tree), 1288 nucleotides long. RefSeq names its product protein EMBRYO DEFECTIVE 1674. The record is from RefSeq and is a predicted model, not a curated record. Lineage: Eukaryota; Viridiplantae; Streptophyta; Magnoliopsida; Malpighiales; Euphorbiaceae. The coding region runs from base 180 to 1061 and encodes 293 amino acids. The transcript is spliced from 4 exons.